AUGGCAUUCUUCAGAAUUACUCUCAUACGCUCCGCAAUAGGCCUUCCUCAGAAGACGCGCGGUCAGAUCAUGAAAGUGAAAGAGCUAGUCGCCGUGUCUGAAGUGGAGAAGGCUCUUUCAAAGGCCGAAGUCAAAGCUCAGAGAACCCCUGAUCCCGGAUACUAUAUCGAAAGUCCUGGGCUAGGGGCCGGAUGA
This is a messenger RNA of Bacidia gigantensis, 195 nucleotides long. RefSeq lists its product as uncharacterized. The transcript is spliced from 2 exons. The record is from RefSeq and is a predicted model, not a curated record. Bases 1 to 195 code for a protein of 64 amino acids. Lineage: Eukaryota; Fungi; Ascomycota; Lecanoromycetes; Lecanorales; Ramalinaceae.